AUGGCCGGAAGCUCAAUCGAUGGAAGGGGCUUCUUGCUCCCCUUACUCGCUUUCUGCGUUCUCGUCAUGCCUCGGCUUGCGAUUGCGCAGACAGCAUCGCAGACCGAAUCGAUACCUGCCAUUAUGCCCACAUUAGCUGGUCCAGCGAAGCCAAGAACAACGCCUUGGGAAGAGCUCUGUACAACAAGGGGUCUCAUUGCGCCCUGGAUGUCCUACUCGGCCUGCACAAACUCUGCGAUGCUAGCACAGCUGACAAAAAGCGAUUGUUCGCCCUACGCAACUCGUACACUUAAAGAUACGGACGCCUCCGGCGUCUUGACUGAUUGUUUAUGCCCAGCAUACCAAACCAUCGGACGAGAUUGCCUCACGAUUGUUUGUCCGACAGAGGCGGCGAACCUAUACACUCAACAACUCCUUCAAGGCGUCUGCCCAGGGGUUACCGCCACUGGCAAUGUCAAUGAUACCUUCCCGACUCAGACUACUAUGUCAAAAGUCACAGGCAGUGCAGCAGCUGCGGAAACAUCAAGCAAGAGUGGGCCGGACGGCGCCGCAGGCAUGUUGGCUAUCCCUUUAAGCUUUUCUAUCGCUGCCACGAUAGCAGUAGUUCUGUCCUCAUUUAUCUGA
Messenger RNA from Colletotrichum truncatum, 624 nucleotides. RefSeq lists its product as uncharacterized. Lineage: Eukaryota; Fungi; Ascomycota; Sordariomycetes; Glomerellales; Glomerellaceae. The record is from RefSeq and is a predicted model, not a curated record.